This is a messenger RNA of Ceratitis capitata (Mediterranean fruit fly), 1195 nucleotides long. RefSeq lists its product as uncharacterized. Lineage: Eukaryota; Metazoa; Arthropoda; Insecta; Diptera; Tephritidae. The coding region runs from base 713 to 919 and encodes 68 amino acids. The record is from RefSeq and is a predicted model, not a curated record. The transcript has 3 exons.
UUCACUCUCGAGCUGAUUCGAGUAAAAAAGUUGUAACAGUUGAAUAAACAAAACGGAAGUUAUAUCAAGCGGAAGACAAAAUCUCGUACGAAGAGGCUCUACGAUGGAGAAGGCAACAUCGACUUCAUACCUCUAGGUCGGCCAGCAAAAAGUGACUAAAAGCUUAACAAACUGUUUGAUAAUUCAUCAUUUAUAACCGUCCAUACAUGUAUGUAUGUAUGUUCCUGCGAAGCAGGAUAAGUCAAGUAGAUUCAACACAAUCUGCGCACCCAACAAAAAAGCUGAGUCGAAAACAACAGUAGAACCUAAAAGGAGGAGUGAUGUGAGAUAGAAACGUCGUCGUGGGAUGAAUUCACUACAUCAACAGCAGCAGCGCUUGCUUUGUAAUUACACAACAACGUCAACGUCAAAGUAGUCAAUUCCUUCAAUUAUAACGUCAGCAACAAAGUCAGCAAAAACAACAAAAACCGUUAUGCGAAUAACGAAUUUCGGUCAUUGCACAAAUUUACACUGUUUUAGCGUCUGUCUAGAUUUUCCAAAAGCCAGAAGCGUCAAUUUCACUUUCACACAUAUUUCACGGCAAUAUUUAGGAGAAACACAUACAUACUUACAUAUUUACACACAACGAAGUUACAUCCGCAAAUUUAUUUGGCUUAGUUCGUGCAAUUGCGUUGCCUUACUGUAUUUUUGCUGAACGAAUAUUUCACCAAAAAUGGCUGGAGGUGGUCGCACAGCCGGCAAAUACGGCUAUUCAGAGAGCGGUUACUAUAACAGUCACUCGUAUAAAAGUAUCAACGAUGAAAUAAUCUGGGUGAGCAUUGGAAUGGGUGUCACCAUAAUUGUCCUUAUCUUAAUUGCGCUUUGCUACAUUGUGUGGGAGAAGUGCCACAAGAAGCGUGAAUACUACAUAACUGUAUAACGCGUCGCGCUACACGCAAUGCUAUACUUCUUAGAUACCGUGUUGUUUUAUAGAAACUUGCAACCAUUUAGGAGAGAACGCACCACUACUGGAAUUGCACAUGCACUCAGAGCCGUGUGUAUAGUAUCAAGAUAAUCAAAAACUCUUUGCAACACAUAAACAAGUUGGCGCGGUAGAGAUGCACCGCCAGGGAAAAAGGCAUUAGUAGCGGAAUCGGAAACGGAUGUCAGAAGAAGAGGAUGGGCAGUGGGGAAGAGCUAUCGAAAGGGGAGAGUA